AUGCCGCUUGGACGAUCUGCCGGCUCGGUUGGCGAGGAAGCCGCCAAAGCGGCAGCGACCCACCUUUCAACUGCGAUAAGCUCCAAGGUUGCUGCAGAUGCCCCUGUGGACCUCCCGGAUGAGGACAAGAAGGCUGCUGCCGCCGUGAAGAGGGCGAAGGCAAAGGCCAAAGCCAAGGCAAAAGCAAAGGCAAAAGCGGAAGACAAGGCAGACGACCGCCUUCUGCGCCAGCUGCGUGGCUCCGUCUAG
Molecule: messenger RNA, 249 nt
Organism: Symbiodinium natans
Lineage: Eukaryota; Dinophyceae; Suessiales; Symbiodiniaceae
Source: the annotation of a GenBank genome assembly